AUAGAAUUUAUCGAGACGGGCCCGGAAGAAAUUAUUAUUUAAGCGAGAAAUUAUUAAUUUAUCGAGGUUCUGCUAUCUAAUUAAUGUAUGUGUGCAUAUGGCGCAUGCAUGCAGGUGGGAAGUGAAGCUAGACAGAACCUCGGACUGGCUAGCAAUAGUCGGAAACAUAGCCUUUGUGUUUCUCUUCUUCCCGGUGACACGUGGCUCGUCGGUGCUGCCGCUAUUUGGGCUGACAUCGGAGGGUAGCGUUAAAUAUCACAUAUGGUUGGGCCAUAUCGUCAUGACACUUUUCACCGCGCAUAGCUUCGGUUACGUAAUCUAUUGGGCUAGUGUCCGUAAAUUGCAUAAAUUGCUCGAAUGGAAGAAAACCGGCUUUUCGGCCAUCGCCGGCGAGUUAUCCCUAGUGGCGGGGUUAAUACUGUGGGCCACCACAUUCCCGAGGAUAAGGAGAAAAAUGUUCGAGGUGUUCUUCUACACGCACCACAUGUACAUUCCGUUCGUCGUCUUCUUCAUAUUCCACGUGGGAAUCAACUACGCGUCCAUGAUGAUUCCCGGUUUCUUCCUCUUUGUUAUCGACCGUUACCUCAGAUUCUUGCAAUCUAGGUCAAACGCUCGUCUCUUGUCCGCUAGGGUUCUUCCUUGUCAAGCUGUCGAGCUCAACUUCUCGAAGACCACAGGUUUGAGUUACGGUCCGACGAGCAUUAUAUUCUUGAAUGUCCCGACAAUUUCGAAGAUGCAGUGGCAUCCAUUCACCGUUAGCUCGAGCAGCAGUCUCGAGUCUGAUACGCUAAGUGUCAUAAUCAAAGGAGAAGGAAAAUGGUCUAAUAAGCUCUACCAAUUGCUCUCUUCUUCGAUCGAUCGUCUCAAUGUUUCAAUCGAAGGGCCUUACGGGCCCGCUUCAACCGACUUCCUAAGGCACGAGCUUUUGGUGAUGGUGAGUGGAGGAAGCGGCGUAACCCCGUUUAUAUCGAUCAUCCGCGAGCUAAUCUACACAAGCAAGAAUAUGAAAUGCAAAACGCCCGAAAUUCUACUAAUCACCUCAUUCAAGAACUCAAACGACUUAACCAUGCUCGAUUUAAUCCUCCCUCUCUGCGGUGCUCCAUCAGAGUUUCCAAAUUUGGACUUAAAAAUCGAGGCGUACGUAACAAGAGAGAAAGCGGCCCCACCUAAAGAACAAGAAAAUACGAAAAUCCGAACCGUGUGGCUCAAGCCCAACCCAUCCGAUGCACCAAUAUCUCCGAUUUUAGGCCCAAAUAGCUAUUUAUGGCUCGGUGCUAUAAUCUCAUCUUCCUUUAUCAUUUACCUUAUUUUCAUCGGUAUUUUGACGAGAUAUACUAUAUACCCCGUUGAUCGUAACACGAACAAGAUAUACUCGACUUCUUCAAGAGCCUUGCUCCACAUGCUAUUCCUAUGCAUCGGCAUAUUUAUCGCUGCAACUUCGGCUUUUUUGACGAACAAGAGUAGAAAUGCAAGGGAGAUAACUUCACAGAUACAAAACAUGGAGGGGGCCACUCCCCAAGCCUCGCCGAAUUCGUCGUUUUAUUAUAACGCGGAUAGAGAAUUGGAGAGCUUGCCUCAACAGUCGAUAUCGCAGUUGAUUAAUUUGCAUUAUGGUGAAAGGCCGGAUCUUAAGAGUAAGUUACUAAAGAUCAUGGAAUAUAAUUUGCAUGCAUGCACUUUUUUUGAAAAAAUAUUUGUUUCUCAUGAAUUUUUUUUUUUUUGUAGAAAUUUUGUUCGAGCGAAAAGAAUUGAGCGUUGGGGUACUCGUUUGUGGCCCGAAGAAAAUGAGACAUGAGGUGGCGAAUAUAUGCUCGUCUGGUUUGGCUGCUAAUCUGCAUUUCGAGUCCAUUAGCUUCGGUUGGUGAUUUUUUACUAUAAAGAU
Molecule: messenger RNA, 1882 nt
Organism: Erythranthe guttata (spotted monkey flower)
Lineage: Eukaryota; Viridiplantae; Streptophyta; Magnoliopsida; Lamiales; Phrymaceae
Source: RefSeq, a predicted model, not a curated record